UGAGUGUUUGAAGUUUCUAGAAGCUUCUCUUGCGUGACCUGGGUGAUUAGACGUUUUUGCGAGGGAGUGGGAACGAGAGAGAGAGAGAGAGAGAGCAAGAGAGCGAAAGAACGAGAGAAAGUGCAAGAGAGUGAGAGUGAGAGAGAAGGAAAGAGAAUACAGGAGAGAGAAAGAGAGACAGACGGAGACAGGUGUGACUUGCAAGUGGACUUGUGGACCCUGCGUGGACACACACACUCUUAAACACGCUCACAGACAUACACACACACACACACACACACAGUCAUGGUGGCGUUUGGUCUGGAGGUCCUAGGGGUGACCCUAGCAGCCGUCGGUUGGAUCCUGUCCAUCGUCUCGUGCGCGCUGCCCAUGUGGCGUGUGACGGCCUUCAUCGGCGUGAACAUCGUGACGGCACAGACCAUCUGGGAGGGCAUCUGGAUGAACUGCGUGGUGCAGAGCACGGGCCAGAUGCAGUGCAAGAUGUACGACUCCAUGCUGGCUCUGCCUCAGGACCUGCAGGCCGCCCGCGCCCUCUGCGUGGUGUCCAUCGUCCUGGGCAUACUGGGCGUCCUGGUGUCCAUCGUGGGCGCCAAGUGCACCAACUGCAUCGAGGACGAGGCGGCGAAGGCGCGCGUGAUGAUCGCCGCCGGCGUGGCCUUCCUGUGCGCCGCCCUGUCCCAGCUAGUGCCCGUCUCCUGGACGGCGCACACCAUCAUCGCGGACUUCUACAACCCGCUGAUCAAUGAGCAGCAGAAGCGGGAGAUCGGCGCUGCCAUGUCUGCGGGUCUGGAGCUGCUGGGAAUCGUGCUGUGCGUCCUCGGGUGGCUGCUGGCCAUCGUGGCCUGCGCCCUGCCCAUGUGGCGCGUGACGGCGUUCAUCGGCAGCAACAUCGUGACGGCGCAGAUCAUCUGGGACGGCCUGUGGAUGAGCUGCGUGGUCCAGAGCACGGGUCAGAUGCAGUGCAAGGUCUACGACUCCAUGCUGGCGCUGUCGCAGGACCUGCAGGCGGCGCGUGCCCUGACCGUCAUCUCCGUCCUGCUGACCGUCCUCGCCGUGCUGGUGUCCAUCGGCGGCGCCAAGUGCACCAACUGCAUCGAGGACGAGGCGUCCAAGUCGCGCGUGAUGAUCGCCGCCGGCGUGCUUUUCAUCGUGUCCGGCGUCAUGCAGCUGGUGCCCGUGUCCUGGUCGGCCAACACCAUCAUCCGGGACUUCUACAACCCGCUGCUGACCGAUGCCCAGCGGCGGGAGCUGGGGGCCGCCCUCUACAUCGGCUGGGCGGCAGCCGCGCUGCUGCUGAUGGGGGGGUCGCUGCUCUGCUGCUCCUGCCCCCCCCAGGAGAAGAAGUACAACCCGUCCCGCAUGGCGUACUCGGCCCCGCGCUCCGCUCCUGGGGGGCCCGGCUACGACCGCAGGGACUACGUGUGAGACGUGACGAGGCGAGACGAGAGCGGGGGGAAAACAGGGGGAAAAACAAACUCUACACUCUCCAGUAGAUGUGUGUGUGUGUGUGUGUGUGUGUGUGUUAAUGAUAAUGAUAACGGACAUUCAGAGAUGAUGUCCCACAUGACUCCGCAAUGAAGGGCUCUGCGUGUGUAUGUGUGUGUACGUGUUUUGGCUUUUGUAUUGUGGUCUUAGUUGUGUCUUGUGUUUGCGAUCAGCAUGCUCAAGGUGGACAGAGUGUUUAUGAUUCAACACUUUUUUUUUAUUGUAUUUGGCUUUUUUUUGUGUAAGAUGGUCACUUAAAUGUCUGAAAGCUUUGGUUAAAAGAGUUUUGUAAAAAAAAAAAAGCAAAAUAUUUAGCAAAAUAUGUUGCAUAGUAUAUAAGUAUAUUGUGCGCUUUGUCUUACACUGUUACAAGACAAUGUGUAUGAACAAAUAUGUCUGUAACUUUUUGCUUAUAUUAAGUUUUUUUUUCAUGCAGUUUUUUUGCUCGCAUACAUGUAUUGGCUUAUAUUUUUUGUUUCCUUCUCUUGUUUUAGGAAUCUGUGAAUCUUCAUCUUCAAUUGUUAAAAACACUGUGGUGUUUCUGUUUUUGAAAUAUCAUAUUUUUUACUCAGCAGUUAAUGUUCAAACUAAUAUCAUCCAUCAGUCAUCACUUUGUAUAUUUUGAGUUUCUAAGUGGACCUGUUGUAGUCACUCACCGGCCUUACACCUAUCAGCUUUCAUGGUGGGCAAAGAUAUAUGACAGCAUCAAUGUUUCAUAGGUCAUGUGUUUCAUGGGUAGGAGGCACUCAGACACAGGUCAGAAGUGGAGGGGGUGGCGGGAUUGGUCACCUGAUCUGGACGAGGACUCUGGUGGACAGGUGGUCUUCUGUGAGGGUCACUUUGUGUGUGCGGUGGGGUGCGGAAGACACCUGGGAGAGUCACCCACACCUGAUGAGGCUUAUGGGCUUAUGUUACUGUCCACAUACACACACACACACACACACACACACACACACACAUACAUCUGCUCUCCACAUUCCACAUUUUCUUAAAAAGCAGUUUGUUUUUAAAUGACAAAUGUUGAGGUGCUUUUGGUUGUGCUAAACAAUAAACUCUUAUGAUAAACUCAGA
Messenger RNA from Alosa sapidissima (American shad), 2556 nucleotides. RefSeq names its product claudin-3-like. Gene Ontology annotation, biological process: cell adhesion; bicellular tight junction assembly. The record is from RefSeq and is a predicted model, not a curated record. NCBI's taxonomy places the organism in Eukaryota, Metazoa, Chordata, Actinopteri, Clupeiformes, Clupeidae. Gene Ontology annotation, molecular function: structural molecule activity. The transcript has 2 exons. Bases 286 to 1425 code for a protein of 379 amino acids. Gene Ontology annotation, cellular component: plasma membrane; bicellular tight junction.